Molecule: messenger RNA, 3619 nt
Organism: Exophiala dermatitidis NIH/UT8656
Lineage: Eukaryota; Fungi; Ascomycota; Eurotiomycetes; Chaetothyriales; Herpotrichiellaceae
Product: adenosinetriphosphatase
Exons: 1
Coding region: 289-2730 (813 amino acids)
Molecular function (GO): RNA helicase activity; ATP binding; nucleic acid binding
Source: RefSeq, a predicted model, not a curated record
GUGUUCUAUUCGUACCUAUAUUCUCUACUACAGGACCCGUCUUUCAAUGUUGUCUUGAAAUACUAGUAGUAAUAGCACUACAGCUUCGCCGGUGCGCGCACGUUCCUUCAAUACUAUCUUUAACCCCGGGUCUGCAGGCAGGUAUCUCGGGUAAACUUCGGCCGAGCACCAAGUCUCCCGAAAAUAAUUUCUUGAAUGUCCCUCUGCCAGUGCAGAACUGCAACAGUACAACUUGAACGAUAGCAAAAUAUUCUUCCAGGCCUUCCAAACUGCCUGAAAGCGUCUACAAUGAUUGCUCCCAGCUCCGCAGAUGACUUCGUUCUGACGAUUUCAGACGACGAAGAACUACCGUUCAGCGACCCCGAAAGCGAGGAAGAGCAGACCCUUGCGCUCGCCUCUGGCACCAAACGGAAAAGAGACGAACCACCCAAGAAGGAUACCCAGCGAAACAAGAGGCAGAAGUCUCAGUCCAAGAAACAACCAAAGAGGGAACCAGAACCCGAACCGUCCGAGUCGUCGUCCGAGGAUGAGGGCGAGCAAGGCGUUCAAGAUGGGACGAUUGAUCCAGAUUUCGAAUUCGACAUUGGCGGAGGCGCUGUGCUGGAGGACCUGGAAGAGUUCGACGGCUGGGGCGAGGGCGCUUCGAACACAACAAAAGGCGACGGCAAGAAAAAGACGGUAGACAUUGAUGAAAUCAUUGCCCGCCAUGCCGCGAAGAAACAAAAGCAAAAGCCUGCCAAAUCCAAAAGUGCGGAAGAGGAAGAUGAAGAGGCUUCGUCUGCCUCCGGAGACGAGUCUGCCGCAGACACUGAUGGUGAGGAGGACGACGAUGUUGAUAUACCGGACUUUGAUGAUGACGAGCUUCUUGCACCGGACGUGUUUGGAGCUAACGUCGGCUCGGAAGAGGGGGGCGAAGGCCAAGAAGACUCAGAAGAAGAGGAACAGGACAAUUCGGAAGAUGAAGCAAAUGAAGAUGAAGAUGCUUCUGACAGCGACUCGGUCGCCUCGCCUAUGGCCCACCCGGACGAUCUCGCAUCAGACGCCGGUUCAGAGACAUCAGAAUCCGAUGCUGAGGAGCAGGCCAAGCGAGCCGCGUUCUUUGCCCCGGAAGAUAAAACCACUAACACAAACUCCAAAGCCGCAUCGUCAUUCCAACAGUUUUCGCUCUCGAGACCGAUUCUAAAGGCUUUGGCAGCACUCUCGUUCACUGCACCCACUCCGAUUCAAGCGCGCGCUAUCCCCGUUGCAUUGCAGGGCUUGGAUGUAGUCGGUUCCGCCGUCACGGGGUCCGGAAAGACUGCUGCAUUCUUACUUCCCAUCCUCGAGCGGCUCCUCUACCGGCCUAGAAAAGUCCCUACGACGCGAGUGGCGAUUUUGAUGCCGACUCGUGAAUUGGCCGUUCAGUGUUACAAUGUCGCCACCGCGCUCGCGCGGUUCACGGAUAUUACCUUUGCCCAAGUGGUUGGCGGUUUUCCGUUAAGAGAGCAAGAGGCCAUCUUGAAGAAACGUCCCGACGUGGUCAUUGCUACGCCCGGUAGAUUCAUCGAUCAUAUGCGCAACUCGGCCAGCUUUGUGGUGGAGAACAUUGAAAUUCUGGUGUUGGACGAAGCAGAUCGCAUGCUGGAGACGGGAUUUGAAGACGAGCUCAAUGAGAUUCUGAAGACGAUUCCCAAGGGCAGGCAGACAAUGCUGUUCUCCGCCACCAUGACCGACAGUGUCGACAAGUUGGUCCGGGUGGGAAUGAAUCGCCCUGUUAGGCUAUCGGUGGAUGCUAAAAAGAGCACCGUCUCAGGGCUUGUGCAGGAGUUUGUCCGCCUACGACCGGGAAGGGAGAACCUGAGACUGGCGACCUUAUGUGUCCUGUGCAAAAACUUCUUCACCGAGCGGACCAUCAUCUUCUUCCGGCAGAAGAAAGAAGCUCAUCGUGUCCGUAUUGUGUUUGGGCUACUGGGCCUCAAGGCCGGCGAACUGCACGGCAGCAUGUCGCAAGAACAGCGUAUCAGCGCCGUCAAUGCGUUUCGCGAAGGCAAGACGACGCACCUCCUUGCCACAGAUUUGGCAAGUCGAGGUCUCGAUAUCAAAAACGUCAUGACCGUGGUCAACUACGAAGCACCUCAAACGCAUGAAAUCUACCUCCAUCGUGUGGGCCGUACCGCUCGUGCUGGUCGCUCUGGUCGGGCUUGCACUAUCGCUGCCGAGCCGGAUCGGAAGGUCGUUCGGGCUGCCGUGAAGAGUGCAAGGCAGCAAGGCGCCAAGGUAGUGUCACGGGUGGUGGAUGCGCAAGAGGUCGAUGCCAUGAACGCACAAAUAGAGGCCAUGGAAUCCGAGAUCGAGGAAAUUCUCAAAGAAGAAAAGGAGGAAAAACAACUUUCCCAGGUCGAGCAACAGCUGACCCGCGGCGAGAACCUGGUCAAGCACGAGGCUGAAAUCAUGGCGCGGCCAAAGCGCACAUGGUUUGAAACCGAAAAGGAGAAGCAGCAGGCUAAAGUGAAAGGGCUGAUGGAGCUGAAUGGGCCUAACGGGGUCAUCAGAAUCAAGGGUGAGAAGAAGAAGUUGAGCAACAAAGACAAGAAGCGACUUGACGACAAGAGAGAGCGUGUUGAAGGGAAGAUGUGGCGGAAGGGCAAGGGCAGUGAGGCUGCAGCGAAGAAGGAGAGGAUAGACCGGAAAAAGGGGAAGUCCAAGAACAAGAGCAAAGGAAAAGUGGGAAAAGGAAAGGCGAAGAAGUAGAUAAUCCGCCAACUCUAAUGCUAUAGAUGCUGUCAAUGCACUUUCUCGCCAGUUGUCCUUGCCGGAUGGUGUGUUUGCUCUUGUUAUAUCCCGCCUCACAUUGGAGAUGCCGUUUGAACCGGAAUAGCGCUCGGAACCAGACAGUCAAAGAACUUUUAUCCCCCCGAAGCGUGCCAGCCGGUACUGGGCCAAGGUUGAAACACCAGGGCUCAACGAGGUCUACUGAAUGGCGAAGGACUGGACGCAUGCUCCUUACAGUUGGCUUUUUCAACAGGUCAUAUAUCGUGAGGGUGAUUCGAUGUUGCCCCCAUUGGCUGAGGCAUUCCGCUCGAGCACAGCCAUCAAUCUCGCGGUGCUGGAAUCGCGUUCCAUGGGUAUCUCGGAACAGCUUGCGGUAUGGAUUUGCAGAGAGACGUUGCUCGCGACAGGCGCCGAUGCUCAUGUUGUCGAUGCAAACAGUACCGCCACACUUGCAAGGUGAAUGCUAUCCUUUCUUGGUGGUCUUCCCCGGAAGCUUCACUUGUGGCCUGCAGGCUUCAGUUUGCCUUGCCUGAUCAGGUCAUCUACCUUGGGAGGAAGGACAAGGGCGCUUCUAUCAUUUCGCUUGUAAAAAUCUGCAACCACCUGGGCUGUCUUGGCCGGUUGAUCCUCCUGAAUGAAAUGGCCAGCAUCUGGGAAUACUUGCAGCUGAUAUUUACCUAUUUCAUAGUCAGUGGCAGCGUCCAACGACCUCUUUUUGGGAAGUCAUUAAUGCGUACCUUGCAUUUGGCCAAUCAUGAGUUCCUUGUCAAGCCUGUCAGUUCCGGCAAGAAGUAACAAUUUCCCUCCCUGGGACUCGAGAAAUUUCUUAGACAAACCAAUAAACCAGCCUUCCCAGAAGGGCUUUGUG